Porites evermanni is the source of this 975-nucleotide messenger RNA. The record is from the annotation of a GenBank genome assembly. Lineage: Eukaryota; Metazoa; Cnidaria; Anthozoa; Scleractinia; Poritidae.
AUGCAUUUUUCUUCAUUGACAAGCUUUAAACUGACAAACGUUAUUUCUCUGCUUGUUCUUCAGCUACAAGACCUGGCUAUGCUUCCAGCUAUUCGAGAUCCAUCGCUAAACACAGCUGAGUGUGUGAUAAAGGGUCAUGAUCCAAAUUUUGAAGCCAGAGGACGAAGUCCUUACAUCAGAGCAGUGUUAUGGUUGUCUUUGAUUUUUGUAAUUGUUAGUGGCCCUUCGUUAGCUAAGUAUGUAAGGGACUUAGAAGAACUGAGUAACAAUAACAAUUACAAGAAGAAAAACACAGUAAAAGCUGUGUGUUUUUCUUUUUAUCUACUGUCAAUACCGGGCAGUUUGCUUAUCAUCGUUGCCUUGGUACUCUCAAUUGUUUACCGGGGUACUGAUAUUAUUGCAAUUUUAGCACUGAUAAUUGUGGUUAGUUUAGGAGAGUUCACUUACAUCUUGCAUAAAAUGUGUGAUAACAAAGUGGAAGGCGGUUUGUGCUUUUUAAAAAUAUUUGGAGGACACGCGGUAAGCUAUAUACUCUGCUGGAUUGUAACUGGAAUACGAAUUAAUCCCACGUGGGGUUUAACUAUUGCUCUUCUUGUUAUCUCUGUUUUUGCUGCUGUCACUUACGCAAAGUAUCUUUACCUCGAGGCAUUCCCCGAGGGUUCUAACGGUGCUACUAACCAUCGCAGACAAGUCAAAGCCUUUUUAAUGGCUUGUUGCCUUGCUGUCCUGAUCCUUUUUCUCAUAGUUAUUUUUGCAGGACACUCAAGUAGUGAGAAGGAAAUGGCUGUAGAUGAAGUGCUUAAAACCACCUCGUUGUACUUCAUCACUGCAUUUAUCGCGUGGGCUACUACUUGGAACAAGCAUGAUUCGGCUGAUGCUUCUACAAACACUUGUCCCCCUUCCAAUAGAAAUGUUGUCCCAAAUGCUGAACAACAGGACCAGAAUUCUCGUUUAGUUGUCGGUCCCUCGUCCUCA